ACACGAGCUCGAGCUGAUGUUAGCAAAGUCGCACUAGUUCUUCGUUCGACGCACGCAUUUUACGUAUCUUCACUGCAAUUUCGUCGCUUUUAGACACACACACACACACAUAUAUAUAUAGUUUAUAUUUUACUUCUGGGUUUAGUAAAAUGGCAGGCAAGAAGAAAGAAACUACUUUGCAGGUUUCCGCCACUAACCAAGAGCAAUGGGAGGAGAUUCUUGCAACAAAGGGAUUAACGGUAGUAGACGUGUACCAGCGUUGGUGUGGUCCCUGUCGAGCUGUGAUCAGCCUCCUACGAAAAAUCAACAAUGAACUCGGGGAUGACCUGUUACAUUUCGCCACAGCUGAGGCUGACAGCAUUGAUGCUCUGGAGAAGUAUCGAGGGAAAUGUGAGCCCACCUUCCUGUUCUACGGGGGUGGCGAGCUGGUGGCUGCGGUGCAGGGGGCCAACGCGCCUCUCCUUAAGAAGAUGAUAGUAGACCAACUGGCCGAGGAGAAGUUAGUGCUGGAGCAUGACGGAGAACGGAAAGUGGUUGUAGAUCACAAACUUGUGGAUGAUGAGAAGAUCGAAGGGGAGGAGGACCACCAUCAUUCAGAAGAUGGAGAAAGCAUAAUAGUUCCUGCCAGUAAGUCCUACACCGUGGCCGUCAUCAAACCGGAUGCUGUUGCUCACGGCAAGGCUAAUGAGAUCAUUAUGAAGAUUCAAGACGCAGGAUUUGAGAUCCUGGCCCGAGAUGAGCGGACGUUGACCGAGGCCCAAGCGCGAGAAUUUUACCAGUACAAAGGCACAGAGGAUUGUUUUGAGGAUCUGGUGCAGUUUAUGUCCAGCGGGCCCUCACACAUUCUGGUGCUCUCAAAGCUCGAGGACUCGUCCAAUGUGGUGAAAGCCUGGCUCCACUUCAUUGGCCCAGCAAACAUCGACGAAGCCAAGCGACAGAAGCCAGAGAGCUUGCGCGCGCAAUAUGGCACGCGGACGCUGUUCAACGCUGUGCACGGCAGUGAGGACGCCGAUCAGGCCGGCAGGGAGCUUGCCUUCUUCUUCCCCGACUUCAGCACAGCGCCGGGAACGGCGCAGGAUGCAGAGGAAGAGCGUGUGGAGAGGACGCUGGCUCUCAUCCGGCCUCUUGUUGCCAGGGAAAACAGAGAGGAGAUUCUGACCCAUAUAAACAAGUCAGGCUUCCAAUUGUCCCUCCAAAGAGAGGUGAUGCUAACAGAAGAACAAGCUCGAGAGUUUUAUAACCAUCGCGUUGAGGAGGACUACUUCCCUGCACUGCUGCAAAGCAUGACCAGAGGGCCGGUGCUCGCUUUGGCUCUCACCAGAGAAGAUGCUGUACAACACUGGAAAAACAUGCUGGGUCCUUCUGAUCUUAGAAGAGCCAAAGAAGAGGAUCCUGAAUGUCUCAGGGCCCGUUUUUCCAUGGAAGGAGAUCCGGUCAACCAGCUGCAUGGAAGUCAGUCUACUGAGGAGGCCUCCAGGGAAAUCAGCUUCUUCUUCCCCGUGCAGCAAACACUGGCUGUCAUUAAACCCGACGCUGUGGACCAUCACAAAGACAAGAUUUUGCAGGAGAUCCGUGACAGAGGGUUCUCCGUCAGGCGACUGGAGGAGAAGCUUCUUUCCAGGGAGAUGGCUAAAGGAUUUUACAAGGAGCACAGGAAGCAGCCUUUUUUCAGCCAGCUGGUGGAGUUCAUGUGUAGUGGACCAAGUGUGAUGAUGAUCCUGGAAAAGGAAAAUGCAGUGGAGGAGUGGAGGGCCGCCAUGGGUCCCACAGAUCCCGACCGGGCAAAGGCGGAGUUCCCCGACUCUUUGAGGGCCCGCUUGGCCCCCGAUGUCCUCCGCAACUCCGUGCAUGGCUCCUCAAGCCAGAAGCGCGCCCAGGAGGAGAUCCAGUUCAUCUUUGGUGAACAAACCGGGAUCACUGACACUUCAGCUAAAAACACAAAUGAAGCCACACUGGAUAAACAAAAGCAACAAUAUGAAGGUGACACACAUGAAUCAAAUCUUCACGGUCCACCCAAAUAAGUGAAAGAAGGUCCAGAGUUGAUCAUCAUUGGAACACAACCUAAAUAUGGCUCUUGAUCAUGUUUCCCCGUAUAGAAGCAAACGUGGACAACGAAUU
This is a messenger RNA of Phyllopteryx taeniolatus (common seadragon), 2118 nucleotides long. RefSeq names its product NME/NM23 family member 9 (gene nme9). The transcript is spliced from 17 exons. The record is from RefSeq and is a predicted model, not a curated record. Gene Ontology annotation, molecular function: nucleoside diphosphate kinase activity. NCBI's taxonomy places the organism in Eukaryota, Metazoa, Chordata, Actinopteri, Syngnathiformes, Syngnathidae. The coding region runs from base 150 to 2021 and encodes 623 amino acids. Gene Ontology annotation, biological process: UTP biosynthetic process; CTP biosynthetic process; GTP biosynthetic process.